AUGCCGCGCGGCUUGCGCUCAUUGCAGCGACCACUGGAGCUUGGUGGCUUACGGCAGCCCCAGCCGCGGCGACGGUUGGAGUUUCAUUUCCGUCGCCUUUCCAGCAUGGCUCUGGGGAAGCAAAAGCCGCGGCUCAUCUACCUCGAUGCGAAGAUGUUGGCAGAGCCUAUCAGACUUGCGUUGUUUGUAGGCGAUGUAGAUUUCGAAGACAAGCGAGUGACUCACCAGGAGGUGCAAGAGCUGAACCUUAAGGGGCAGCUGCCAUUCGGCCAAGUCCCAGUGCUGGAGUUGGAUGGGCAGGUGUUUGCUCAGACGGAAGCCUUGCUGCGCUGGGCCGGGAGAGAGGCCAAGCUGUAUCCAGAGGAGCCCGAGCUCCAGCUGCGCUGCGACGCCGUUGAGGCCUCACGAGCACAUCCGGGCACAUGCCUCAGCAUCAUCAAGGCCCGAAUCACUCGAGAGGAGUGUGCCCUGUGGAGGACCCAUCAGUGGCACCCAGGCCAGAGAAAGGAUGGAGACCCGCAGAAGCGAACUACGAGGGUCACCAUCGCAGAAACGGUGGCUGCUGAAAUUGCAUCGGAUGGUGUGCCCGAAGCUCCACGCAGCUCGCUGCCAGUUCAUCCGAGUGGAAUCUGGGACACCGCUAGCAACCACGAGCUGGUUGAAGUCCUGACGGCACAGCACACAGAGGUCAUUUCCAGGCUCACAGCUCAAGAAGAGAUUCUGCGCCGUGUGCUGAUGCCAGAUGCACACGGCAAGGAGGCGGGGCUGGUGUCUGGCGACAACGAGCAGAUGGUGGGCUCAGCGAGUCUUUGCCCCCAUCCCUCUGUGUCAAAGCAGACGAUGCGAAGCACGAGAAGUACGCAGAGAAGCUCCCGACACGCAAGCCGGGAUUCCGAAGUGAAGCCCAGACCUUCUACCUCACCGACGUCACCGACCUUCUUCCGCACGUUUUCGCAAAUCGACAACUCACUACGCUACGCUGCAUCGGCUAUUGCCGCUUCGCGGGAUCGACGUCGCUUUGCUUCUCUUCGAUGGCGGGCGGAUUCAUCCGAGGAUGUAGGCCCCAAUUGCAUCGAGAGAAUCGUCGAGGCAGUGAGCUUCGACUGCUUCUUUGCGGUUCUGGUUCUGCUGAACUGCGUAUUCAUCGGCAUUGAAGUGCAACACGCCAUAGACCAGCCGGAUUCCACACCGGUUGAAUUCUACGUUGUUCAGUACAGCCUGGCUUUCAUGUUUACAUUGGAGCUUUCCAUGCGCCUGUGUGCAUAUGGCUGUCGAGAAUUCUUUUGUGGAGAAGACUGGCUUUGGUCGUUGCUGGAUACCUUCAUUGUACUGAGCUCAAUCUGGGAUAUUGCACUGGAUCUGAUAUUUCUGUGGGAUGCCUCCAGCACGGCUACCGACAACCCUGACAAUCCGGUCUCAAGCUUAAGAGCCCUGCGGAUCUUGCGGCUGGCCCGGAUUGUGAAGGCAGUCCGGUUGAUGCGUGUCUUCCGCUUCGUCAGAGCGCUACGGACCUUGAUCAGCUCCAUAUUCCAUACACUGAAAUCCUUGUUCUGGGCAUUGAUGCUUAUGGUCCUGAUCGUCUAUGUAUUCGGUGUACUCUUUAGCCAGGCAGUAAACAGCUACCUGUUGGACCCAGAGAAUCCUGACUUGCCGGACUUGGCUUUCGAGGCCGCUCAAAGGCAUUACGACUCGCUUUGGGGCACCAUGGUCAGCCUUUUCAUGUGCAUCUCCGGUGGGACGAACUGGGAGAAUGUGCUUGCCCCACUGAGGGCGAUCUCACAAUUGUGGGAGCUUCUCUUCCUCUUUUAUGUGGCUUUUACAUAUUUUGCUGUCCCUUGGCUGGCCAGCAGAAGCUUUUGUCUUUUCUUGUUUUCACUGUUGCAUCCAUGCACAUUCAAUUCAGAAUGUAGGGUGCAAAGAUGUCUUUACCAACAGACUAUAGUGUUGUUUUCUCCCACCUGCCUGCAGCAACCAUGA
Molecule: messenger RNA, 1977 nt
Organism: Symbiodinium sp. CCMP2592
Lineage: Eukaryota; Dinophyceae; Suessiales; Symbiodiniaceae
Source: the annotation of a GenBank genome assembly